AUGGCUAACGGAUUGAUCCCACCUCCCGGGGGCACCUCUCCUCUACCCCAGGUCCGGGUGCCAUUGGAAGAGCUCCCCUUGAGCCCUGACAAAGAAGAGGAUGAUGACUUGGGAAAGACCUUGGCCGUGAGCAGGUUUGGGGACCUGAUCAGCAAACUCCCUGCCUGGGACCCCGAAAAACCAAGCCGAAGCUACAGCGAGAGAGACUUUGAGUUUCACCGUCACACAUCCCACCACACACACCACCCGCUGUCAGCUCGCCUGCCUCCCCCCCACAAGUUUCGUCGGCUACCCACCACCUCUGCCCAUCGGGCCAGGAGAAAGAGGAAGAAGGAGAAAACCUCUGCUCCCCCUUCUGAAGGCACACCUCCUAUCCAGGAGGAGGGAGUAGUUGGGGGAGAGGAGGAGGAAGAAGAGGAGGAGGAGGAGGAGGAGGAAGAAGAAGGGGAGUCUGAGGCAGAGACAUUGGACCAGGAACCCUUGCCUUCAGAGUCUCCAAGCAGAGUCAAGUUCUCCAUUGGAAGUGAUGAUGAUGAGAGUGUGGGUGUCCCAGGGAAGAAUGUCCCCACAAAGUCUUUGUCUCAGCCUGUCCCAGGCCUGGCCCAUGACUCUGAACUCUCCACCACACCCUUCUUUACUCCCUUCUCCCCCUCCACUGGCCAUUCAACCACUCUGACCCAUUACAGGGGCCUCUUCUCUACCUCUUCUCCCAGUCCCCCGAUUCCUCGGCCCCGGACCCCUCGAGGCAUGGAUGAGAAGGCCAGGCCAUGGAGCCCAUCAGCAAGUUAUGACCUCCGGGAGCGCCUGUGCCCUGGCAGUGCCUUGGAAAGCCCAGUCAGCCUGGAGCAGCAGGUGCCCACCGAUGAGGCUGAGGCCCAGAUGCUUGGUUCUGCUGACCUGGAUGACAUGAAGAGUCAUCGACUGGAGGACAACCCUGGAGUUCGGAGGCAUCUGGUGAAGAAGCCUUCUCGGACCCAGGCUGGGAGGAGUAGCCCUGGAGGCCUGGCUCCUAUUUUGAGGAAGAAAAAGAAAAAGAAGAAACUGGACCGGAGGCCUCAUGAGGUGUUUGUGGAACUGAACGAGCUCAUGUUGGACAAGGCCCAGGAGCCUCAGUGGCGGGAAACAGCCCGCUGGAUCAAGUUUGAGGAAGAUGUGGAGGAGGAGACGGAGCGUUGGGGGAAGCCCCACGUGGCUUCACUGUCUUUCCGUAGCCUUCUGGAGCUGAGGAAAACCAUUGCCCAUGGGGCCACCCUCCUGGACCUAGAGCAGACCACCCUGCCUGGCAUCGCACACCUUGUGGUGGAAACGAUGAUCAUGUCAGACCAAAUCCGUCCUGAGGACCGAGCAAGUGUGCUGCGUACACUUUUACUAAAACACAGCCACCCGAACGACGACAAAGAUGGAAGUUUUUUCCCCCGAAAUCCAUCAAGCUCCAGUGUGAACUCCAUGCUGGGAAACCAUCACUCAACUCCAGGCCACGUUCCUGAUAGUGCCGUCCCCACUAUAGGGGAUGACCUCAGUGAACCAGCUCCGCUCUGGCCCCAUGAUCCUGACAGCAGAGAGAAGCCCUUGCACAUGCCUGGGGGGGAUGGCCACCGAGGGAAAAGCCUGAAGCUGAUGGAGAAGAUCCCUGAGGAUGCUGAAGCCACUGUUGUGCUUGUGGGCUGUGUCCCUUUUUUGGAGCAGCCUGCUGCGGCUUUUGUUCGGUUGAAUGAGGCUGUACUCCUGGAAUCUGUGCUUGAAGUUCCUGUGCCGGUCCGUUUCCUCUUUGUGAUGCUGGGGCCCAGAGAGACCAGGACGGACUACCAUGAGUUGGGUCGCUCCAUUGCUACUCUCAUGUCUGACAAGCUGUUCCAUGAGGCUGCGUACCAGGCAGAUGACCGCCAGGAUCUGCUGUGUGCCAUCAGUGAGUUCUUGGAUGGCAGCAUUGUGAUCCCACCAUCUGAGGUGGAGGGCCGUGAUCUGCUGCGGUCAGUGGCCGCCUUCCAGCGGGAGCUGCUGAGGAAGCGGAGGGAGCGGGAGCAGAACAAGGUCCAGCUGGCCCCCCGGAGUGAGACCACUAUUUCAGGAAAAGAUCUGUCCACAUCAGGGUCAGGAGUCUCUGAGGGGAGCCCAGAGGAUGACCCCCUUCAACGGACAGGCAGCUUGUUUGGGGGACUUAUCCAAGAUGUGAAGCGUCGCUACCCGCUCUACGUCAGUGACCUGAUAGAUGCACUGGACUCUCAGUGUUUGGCUGCUGUGCUUUUUAUCUACUUUGCAGCCCUGAGCCCGGCUAUCACCUUUGGGGGGCUGCUGGGGGAGAAGACAGAGGGACUGAUAGGGGUGUCAGAGAUGAUCGUCUCCACUUCUAUCAUCGGUGUCAUUUUCUCCCUGCUGGCUGCCCAGCCGCUGCUCGUGGUGGGCUUCUCAGGGCCAUUGCUCGUUUUUGAGGAAGCCUUCUUCAAGUUCUGCCAUGCUCAGGACCUGGAGUACCUCACAAGCCGGGUUUGGGUUGGCUUCUGGCUCAUCGUCUUUGUGGUUUCACUGGUGGCCGUCGAGGGCAGCUUUCUCGUCCGAUACAUCUCGCUCUUCACCCAGGAGAUCUUUGCCUUUCUCAUCUCCCUCAUCUUCAUCUAUGAGACUUUCUACAAGCUCUAUAAGGUGUUUACUGAACAUCCCUUACUGCCCUUCUACCCUUCGGACUCGGCAUUGGAAAGGCCAGUAGGAUCCAACCUGGACCUGAAUUCAAGUGCACUGCCGACCACAGAGGGCCCACCAGGGCCACGGAAGCAGCCCAACACAGCACUGCUUUCCCUCAUCCUUAUGCUUGGGACCUUUCUUCUUGCCUUCUUCCUGCGGAAAUUCAGGAACAGUCGCUUUCUGGGGGGAAAGGCACGCCGAAUUAUUGGGGACUUUGGGAUCCCAAUCUCCAUUCUGGUGAUGGUUUUGGUGGAUUACUCUAUCAUUGACACCUAUACUCAGAGGCUGACUGUACCCACGGGGCUCUCGGUGACAUCCCCUGAUAAGCGCAAUUGGUUCAUUCCACCCCUGGGAAGCACUCGACCUUUCCCACCUUGGAUGAUGGUGGCAGCAUCUAUCCCAGCUCUCCUUGUCCUCAUUCUCAUCUUCAUGGAGACACAGAUCACUGCGCUCAUUGUCAGCCAGAAGGCUCGUCGGCUGGUCAAGGGUUCAGGCUUCCACCUAGACCUGUUGCUGAUUGGCUCUCUGGGGGGUUUCUGUGGGCUCUUUGGGAUGCCCUGGCUCACAGCUACCACUGUCCGAUCCGUCACCCAUGUUAAUGCACUGUCUGUUAUGCGCACGGCCAUUGCACCUGGAGAGAAGCCCCAGAUCAAGAAGGUCAGGGAGCAGCGGGUCACAGGAUUGCUCAUUUCCUGCCUUGUGGGCCUCUCCAUUGUGAUGGGGCCAAUGCUUCGUCGGAUCCCACUGGCUGUACUGUUUGGAAUUUUCCUGUACAUGGGGGUCACCUCUCUGAUUGGGAUACAGCUCUCACAGCGCCUUCUGCUCCUUCUGAUGCCUGCAAAACACCAUCCUGAUGAGCCCUAUGUGACCAAGGUAAAGACUUGGCGGAUGCAUCUCUUCACCUGUAUCCAGCUGGGUUGCAUUGCAGUGCUCUGGGUGGUCAAGUCCACAGCCGCCUCCCUCGCCUUCCCUUUUCUGCUGUUGCUCACGGUACCACUGAGGCGUUGCCUGCUGCCUCGAAUCUUUAAGGAGAGGGAACUGCAGGCGCUGGACUCCGUAGAAGCCGAACCCAACUUUGAUGAAGAUGGGCAGGAUGAAUAUAAUGAGCUCCACAUGCCGGUGUAAAAACUGGAGAAGAGGUCCCUCAGAGACCAUUGGGAUGAGGGGAUACCUAGCAGUUCCCCCCAGCCUAGAGAUAGGCUCUGAGCAAGAACCCAACCCCACAGCUGAUGAAGCAUCUUAUUACUCAGAGAUGUGCCUGGCACUAAUACCAACCCUCACAGCGGAGUGACCUUCCUGAUUUCCACCCAGGACACUGGUCCUUCAUCUCCCAUGCCCCCAGUACAGAUCUUCAUCCCAAUUCAGCUUUGACCUCAUUACAAUCAGAGAACGUCUCACCUUCUGACUGUUGUAUCUUUCAUUUCCUGCUUAUAUGAAGCUUUC
Messenger RNA from Gracilinanus agilis (Agile Gracile Mouse Opossum), 4122 nucleotides. It is a transcript of the gene SLC4A3, whose product is annotated as solute carrier family 4 member 3. Gene Ontology annotation, biological process: regulation of intracellular pH; monoatomic anion transport; bicarbonate transport. Gene Ontology annotation, cellular component: plasma membrane. The record is from RefSeq and is a predicted model, not a curated record. Gene Ontology annotation, molecular function: solute:inorganic anion antiporter activity; monoatomic anion transmembrane transporter activity. Bases 1 to 3804 code for a protein of 1267 amino acids. The transcript is spliced from 22 exons. Lineage: Eukaryota; Metazoa; Chordata; Mammalia; Didelphimorphia; Didelphidae.